This is a messenger RNA of Fusarium vanettenii 77-13-4, 1596 nucleotides long. RefSeq lists its product as uncharacterized. Lineage: Eukaryota; Fungi; Ascomycota; Sordariomycetes; Hypocreales; Nectriaceae. The transcript is spliced from 2 exons. The coding region runs from base 1 to 1596 and encodes 531 amino acids. The record is from RefSeq and is a predicted model, not a curated record.
AUGGCACCCGCCCCGACUUCGACCGAAAACAUUACUCCGCCGCGCAGCAGUCAUGGCUAUACGGACUCGUGGGGAUAUGCUCAUCCCCAGAAGGAGGACCUGGACGACGAUAUGAAUGCCACCACGAACCACGACUACACGCAUAAAAAUCACUACUCUAAUCAAAACGGCAACUCGAACGUACCAUCCUACCACUCUGCCAUGGACCGACCUAGUCGCAAGAGGAACUCACAUGAUAACCUCUCGAGCGUCAAGGUACGCAACUCGGUUGACGGGACACACUACGGUAGCGAACCCAAGACGAGCCCAACUCUAGAUGACGGCUCUUGGGCAACCUACGGACCUCACUUGAAUGGUGAUGAGUAUAGCCGAAACGCCGUGCCCUUGGAAAAUGCCGUCGUCCCCGACGAAGAAGAAUCCAAGUGGAUUCACCGAGACAAGUUGGCAAAAAUCGAGAGCGAAGAGCUUCAAGCUGCAGGCUUCUUUGUCCCCAGAACGCGCAACCAUAGCAAGCAGAGACGAGAUAGGAGCCGCAGUGCUAUGCGCCGAGGCACCGACGCGUCCGAACAGAGCCACGCCCCCAGGUCUCGCAAGAAUUCGACCGCUGUCGAAUCACGAAACGCCGAGCCAGUGGUGGAGAGCUGGGAUCUGCGAACUCCCGAAGAGAUCCGUGAAGAGGAAGCCAAUGCUUACUUCACUUCAAACAACCACAAGGGAGGCUCUCGCAUUCCGGUUGCAAAGGUUAGUCCAGUGCCUAUUGUUGUCGACUGUUUUGAGCGAGGAUCCAUUGUUUCGAGGAAGACGAGCGAGAGCCCCGAUGGAGAAGAAUCAUCUUUAACAAAUGAAAAGACUCGACCUGGAAGCGCACACAUGAAAGGGCCCGACACCAUGUCGCUCAACGGAAGCACCACCUUGGCUGCGCCGAAGCGCUCCGCUACCGAUACGUCUCCGAAGAAGCCUGCGCCAGGCGUCCGGAAGACGUCAGGGCCGGGCAAGACGACGACCACGACGGGUAGACCAAAGACGCGCUCUGGGUCUAUCGGCGGGAGCAUCUCGACUCGACCCUCUACUAGAUCCGGAGAAUUGUCUCCAGGAAACAAGGCCCCCGAGGGCGACCCCCCAUGGAUGAUCAACUCUUACAAGCCUGAUCCUCGACUGCCUCCAGACCAGCAGCUGCUCCCGACCGUCGCAAGACGUCUACAGCAGGAGAAGUGGGAGAAGGAGGGCAAGUUUGGCGAUGUCUACGAUAAGGACUUCCGGCCGCUCAACGAUCACGCCCUCCUGAGGCCCACAGAGCCCGCCCAGACCGAGAAAGUCGAAGAGGAUAAGGACAAGGAGAAGUCGCCAACAGAAGAUGAAUGGCCGCUCAAGCUCGAGCCGACAAAGAGUCCGACUCAACGCCCAGGCGGAUACUCUACCAUGCCCAAGAUCUCGGACAAGCAUCACAGCCCACUGCCGAGCCCAAGGACGCCAGUCACACCACAUGCACCACAAGAGGAACCGAAGCCUCAACCAGCUUCCCAAGCUCCAGCGCAACAACCACCACCACCUGCUGACGACGACAAGGGUGGCUGCGGAUGCUGUGUGGUGAUGUAG